Messenger RNA from Zingiber officinale, 5192 nucleotides. Its product is annotated as pentatricopeptide repeat-containing protein At3g42630-like. Bases 480 to 1751 code for a protein of 423 amino acids. The record is from RefSeq and is a predicted model, not a curated record. NCBI's taxonomy places the organism in Eukaryota, Viridiplantae, Streptophyta, Magnoliopsida, Zingiberales, Zingiberaceae. The transcript has 5 exons. Gene Ontology annotation, molecular function: protein binding.
AGUAAAGUCGUCAUGAAUGGGUUCGAUUAGGAUAAGGAUUUCUUCCUCUUCCUUCGCUCAUUCCUCUCUCCACAGUCGUCGCUGAUCGUCGGUCGCCGCAGGACGUCGCUGCUGUCGCACCCGUAUUGCCAACCUCGUCGGUCGGCAGCGCGCAGAUGUUUGUUAGCUAUUGCAACUUCGGCAUCCCUCCCUUCCUCUUCUUCCUAUGCGCAGCGAUCGAGUUGUUGCCUUCCAUCUUGCUGCCUGUGGAGAUUAGGGAAGCCAUCGGUUGUAUCGAGUUUUGGUGAGAUCGUGUAUUCCUCUGCGAAAAUCUUGCUUCCCUGUAGUGGAACGGAGUCCGCCCUUCAUCUUGAGCCGCCUUCAGGUCAUUGGCUAAUUGGUGGAACGGAGUCCACGUUGAUUUAGGAGGACUCACGAGAAAGGGGUUUGUGGCGCAGUAUAAUUUGCUGUUCCCUCCUCGAUUUGGUCCACUACGGCCGAUGUCAUGCAGAACCCUGAAUCCCCGCUUCACCAUCGCGCAUCCUUCGAUUUCCCUUCCUCGAGCCUCGUUACGCUGCUGUUGGCCUCCCCUGCCGCGUCAAGGAUCAUUUGAUCGGAAGCAGAUUAUCUGUGGGGCGCACUGGAACGCUCGAAAUCUUAGCAGCCAGGAAUUAGCCUAUGUGCUUAAAUCUGCCAUCCGAAAUGGAAAUCCUGAGGGUGCACUACGAUUCCUCCAUGAAAUGGAAUCCAGAGGUUUUAAGAUUGGAUGUGAUAUUCUCUCAGACUUGAUGCUUUCCUUUGCUAAAAAUGGCUUUCUUAUGCAAGCUCAGACUUUAUGGACUGAGAUCAUAAAUAGUUCAUUUGUCCCAAGUGUUGAGGUUAUCUGGGGUUUGAUGAAGGCCUAUGGCCGGAUGGACCAAUUUGAUGAGAUAAAUAGGAUUGUCAAUGAGAUUGCCGUAAGAGAUUUUGAUUUCACGCCACAGGUUUACUCAAUGGCCAUCACUUGUUUCGGGAAAGCUGGUCAACUUCAAUUGAUGGAAGAAACUGUAAAGCAAAUGGUUUUGAGAGGUUUCAAGAUUGACUCUCUAACUGGCAAUUCAUUUGUCAAGUAUUAUAGCAUUUAUGGUUCAGUGGAAGAGAUGGAAGAAGCAUAUCAGCGCUUGAAGAAAUCAAGAAUUCUAAUAGAAAAAGAUGUCGUCCGUUCGAUGGCUUUGACAUACAUAAACCAAAGGGAAUUCUAUAAAUUCAGUGAGUUUUUACGAGAUGUAGGUCUUGGGAGGCGUAAUUUAGGUAAUCUACUGUGGAAUCUGCUUUUGCUAUCUUAUGCAGCCAAUUUCAAAAUGAAAAGUUUGCAAAGAGAGUUUUUAAGCAUGUUGGAAGCUGGCUUCUCACCUGAUAUAACCACUUUCAAUAUCAGAGCUUUGACAUUUUCGAGAAUGUCCAUGUUUUGGGAUCUCCAUUUGAGCAUUGAGCAUAUGAGUCAUAAGGGUGUUACCCCAGACAUUGUGACUUACGGAUGCAUAGUGGAUGCCUAUCUGGGUAGAAGGCUUGCUAAAAACAUUCAUUUUGGGUUAGGAAAUUUAAAUGUUGGCAAUACCCCACUUCUGUUAACAGAUCCCCUAGUUUUCAAGGCUUUUGGCAAGGGUGAUUUUCAUUCAAGCUCUGAGGCUCUAUUGCAGUCUGCAAAUCACAGAGAAUGGACAUAUUCAAAACUACUAGCUAUACAUAUGAAAAAACAGUAUAGAAAAAACCAAUUUUUUUGGAAUUAUUGAUGAUUUCACAGUAGUCAUGGAUGGAUUUAUAAUGGUAACUUCAACGCAGUUAGAAUGAAUUAAACUAUUUGAGGUUAGAAGGUUCCAAUCAGUCUGGGGUUCACAGGCUCAACUUGGUAUUAUAGAAAGGGUGUUUAAUAUGAGCAAGUCAGGAACCAGGAGAAGAAAAAAGGUGGGGACAAAAGAAGGCAAUUAUUGAUUAUCUAGUAAGUCUCAAUAUUUUAUAUAGAGGAAGACCUUGAGGUAGCUAGACACCACUGGAGCAAGCAUGCAAAAAUCCCCAUUGUACUUGCUGCUGCAAUAUGAUUAGAGUCUAUUCCAUCAGUGAUAAAUGGAUGAAAUCCUUUAUUGCCUACAUUUUAGUCAGUCAGUAAUUUAUGGUAGAAGAAAGGAAGUGUGUGAUUAGACAAAGGUCGAGGACUGUUCUAGCCCAUUUCUAUAUGUAAAACUGGUAUUACAUCAUUUCUAAUAAGAUCAAAGCUUGUCUUGCAUAGACUGAAUAUAAGCAGCCAGGUUUUAACUUUGUUCCGCUAAAUCCAAAUUGUCUCACACAAGGUUGCAGGAUGGAUGGAGUGGUGCUGCAAUCCUCAUCACAACGUGAGCAGCGGUUUCUUGAGUUUCUCUUGUUAUCAUAGUUGGAGGGCUGUAAAUAUGCUUGCAUUCCGACGAGACAACAAUCACUUUCUGCGCAAAACAAUUACCCAAGUCUAGUCCUGUGUUUUCUUCAGUGUAAGUAGGAAUUCCAGGCCAUUUUGUCAUCAAUCAACACUCUGGAUGACAAUAUAGCAUCUGCACAUACGGCGGAGUCACAGGUGUGGCCAAUUACCCAAGUCAAGACCUGUAUUUUCUUGGGCCAGUGUGUAGGAAUUCUAAGCAAUUUAUGUCUGUCAUCACUCCCCUUUCUAAUCUUCAACCCCAAUAAAUUGUUGUCAUCUUCCUUAUCAGUGAAAGAGCUCUAAUUCUCUUUGAGAAAGGGAUGUAUAUCCAUCUGCAUUCACAUGUCUAGUGAAAUGCGAUCGCUUAUUGUCUGUGACAAUUGCAAGUGCUUUACCUCGAUGUUUUUUAGAACUAGGCAAUUCCACCAUCUUAACCUUUCAUCAAACUUGUCUGUAACCCCUCUUGCAGUGGAACCAUCACCCUACUUAAUGAUUCCCCAGAAUCUCUCGUUUCCUUGUAGGAAUGAAUUAUUUUAUCGAAAUUAGUGGAGAUGAAUUAUCUUAGUGCAGUCUAGCUUUAUCACAGCCAUUGCGUAUUCUUUUUGCACCAAUUUAUGAAUUUUAGAAAAUUAUUUUUUUUAAAGAUUAAUUGAAUUAAUAUUCUUAAAAUAAAUUAUGAUUUCAGUUGGAUCCAAAAGCAUUACAUAUAAAGGCUGUACCUUUUUUAUUUUAGAUUUAUUAAUUAAGCUCGCAUAAGAUAUACAUAUGAUGCAUGAACUUAACUAGCAGCCGGCAUGUUAAGUUGCAUAAGAUACACAUAUGAUGUAUGAACUUGGUAAAUACCUUUUUUAUGUGCCGUCUGUGAUUUAUCUUCUUCGUGUUGACCUUGAGAUGGGUUGAUAGAGGCGCUGGGAUGAACGUAUUCGUCUUUUGUCACAACAUAUGAUGCAUGAACUUAAUUAGCAGCCGGCAUGUUAAGUUGAUUAUGGUGAGGUAGAUAUUAUUACAAUAGAUAAGGGAUAAAUAUCUUUCCUGCAGUAGUCAAGUAUAAAUUUCCGAAUUACUUUUGCACAGAUGACCAUGGUACAGGUGUCAAUUGAGUUAGGCUAGGCCCGGAUUGAUUCGGCCUCGCUCAAAUUAGAAUUGUGCCUAACACCAUCUAAUAAGAGCUAGGUCUUGUUAAGUUGGGUCAAAUAACCCACUCGAUCGACUUAAGCUUGGGCUAGCUUGAGUAUGACUCAAUUGGGCUUGGGCGGUAUACCAAGCACUCCUUGACCAUAUCGAAGGAACCACGAUAGCCUGUCUGGGAUGAGACAAGAAAAUGUGUGUAUUGGAUACGGUUUGACACCUCUAACCUCCAACUUUCUUGUAAGAUUUCUCCUUUGCCAAUAAAGAAAAAUAAUACUUCAUUUGAUCUUUCUUUUUUAGUACCAUGAUGAGUAAGGUUGGCUAUUCCAUGACCUCCCUAAUAAGUAAAAGUUUUCUAAUUAAAAAUAAUAUUUAAAGAUUCUCAAAAAUACAACGGCUUUCUAAAUAUUUUUAUUUAUUUAUAGUAAUUCAGGUAUUGAGAUUCAUGUGACGAUCCACAUAAGGUGUCACAUGUCAUUAAAAAGUUAAUGUAGCAAGUAAGGUGACAGUCAAGGUUGAGAAGGGGAGAUACAUCGCUCGGGUAAGGAUCAAAUUGGUCGAGAGUAGGCAAUUCAUUCGUCAGGAAAACUCUUAUCAUUUCUAAGUCUUACCGAGUGAGUUUAGAGUAGAGUCAUCGCCCGACGUUCAGGUACCCUUUUUAGAUUUUAAGAAAUCGUAUCAUAACUUAGGUAUUCUGCUGUUCGAGAGGAAAAUUAUCAAGUCACCGAUCAGUAGAGUUAUUACAUUAACUCAAUAUAUUAUUAUGACCUACAUUAAAUGUCCAACACUACUUAUAUUUAAAGUUCAUUGGGCUCAUAGAUAUGUGAGGAAGGGGAACUGUAAAAUAUGUGAAUUUAUGUUUAGGGUUACCAAGGAUACACUUAUUAUGAGAGUUAAUGGAGGGAUAAUUUAGGGUUUAAUUCCCUUAACCCUAAAUUAAUUAUUAAUAGGGCUCACAUCUCCCUCACCCGAAUCCCAAAAAAAAACCCCGAUCGCUUUUCCUGCCUCUUCCUCUUUCUCUCUCGCGCGAACACCCGACGCAGACGGCUGCCUCGACGGGCGGCGAUUCUGUACUUCCUCUCUCGGUGUCGCCGGCAAGGAGCAGAUCUGGGAGCGUUGAGAGGAAGGGGAUAGCUACAAACGAACCCUUCUUCUCGGCCUUUCUCUCCUCUCUGGUCUCGGCAAACAGCAGCGACGGAUCUCCGAUCCUGUGCUUUCGCCUACUGUCGGAGGGGAAUCGAGGGCACCGACGUUGGAUCAGGCCAGCAUCGAUUGUUUGGAGGAGGUAACAACCAUUGUCCCUUCCCGAUCUCCGUCCCUGUUCGUCGGCAAGAACAGGCCGUUGCCCUAACUUUGAUCUUGGAGAGGUUGGUGUUUAGGUUUCGGCCACCACAGCUCUGUUGGAUCGUUUUCUUCAUUUGGAUCUGUGAUCGUCUCCGGCAAUCGAAGGGGGAAGAGGUAGUAGGUAGAUGAUAUGAAGUUGCUUGGAGUAUACUGCCAGUCGGUCGCACUUCCCACAUCAUAUCCGAGGAUUUUUUAUCGGUUUAGUUUCUUAUUAUUUGCAUUUCAUACUCGUUUGAUUUAGAGUUGUGAGGACUAACUAUGUCUUGAUACUUGUAUUGUGGAUUUGUAUCUGUGAUGUUUUGCGGACUUUGCA